UUCAACCAGAAUUUAAGCAAGGGCAUCAUAGCUCCUCUAGUUCCCAUCAAAGAGAAUCUGCUACAGCAUCACACCUUGAUAUCCUAAUCAAAAUAAUGGAGGAGAAUCCAUGGGGCAAUUGGUCUUAUGAUUUGGAAAUGGAAGAACAUUUGUGUCACACAAACAACACAUUUGACGAAGAGUUCCUCAGAGAUAUCCUGUAUCAGAUUCCACAAGAUCAAUUCAAUGUUCCUAUUGCCACAACUGACCUAGUAAACAACUCAUCCAUCAAUGUGUCACAACAUGCUGAAGAAAUGCCAACCAACUCAUUAUCAAUACCAACAACUGAACAACAUCAUGAUUCUUUGCCUUUGUCAUCAUCAACAGCUAACCAAGGGUCGAAUUCGAAGAAGCCUCGAAACACUUCGGAUACACUAGAUCACAUAAUGUCAGAGAGAAAUAGGAGACAACUACUUACAAGUAAGAUCAUAGAACUUUCGGCCUUGAUACCUGGAUUGAAGAAGAUUGAUAAGGUUCAUGUGGUAACGGAAGCUAUCAAUUACAUGAAACAACUUGAAGAACGUUUGAAAGAGCUAGAAGAAGACAUUAAGAAGAAAGAUGCAGGAUCAUUGAGCACCAUAACAAGAUCUCGUGUUUUAAUUGACAAAGACAUUGCAAUCGGUGAAAUGAACACUGAAGAAUGUUACGGGAGAAAUGAAUCACUUCUAGAGGUUGAAGCUAGGAUUCUAGAGAAGGAAGUUUUAAUCAAGAUUUAUUGUGGAAUGCAAGAAGGGAUUGUGGUCAAUAUAAUGUCCCAGCUUCAACUUCUUCAUCUGUCCAUAACAAGUAUCAAUGUCUUGCCAUUUGGAAAUACUCUUGACAUCACCAUUAUUGCCAAGAUGGGUGACAAAUACAACUUGACAAUAAAGGACCUAGUGAAAAAACUAAGAGUAGUGGCUACGUUGCAGGUAUCUCAUAAUGUGCAAUUUCAUAUCUAAAUGUACAUUUAAGAAGACCAUUUAAAAAGAACAAUUUCAAAUCUAAAUGAUAUAAAACUAGUAUGAAUAUCCGUGCUAAGUACGGGUUAAAAUUUCGUCAUAUUUAAAAGAAAGAGAAAGUUGUGAUGUAUCAAGUGUCGGUUACAAUCCAACAUUUAAUAGAAGAGUUAAAAAUAUUGAGAGAAUGAUUGAUUGAGAAAUGUAUAUAGAUUCACUUGGAUUAGAAAAACUCUUUAUAUAUCUCUCACUCUCUCUCUCUUUGGUUUUCCGGUCUCUUUAAGGUGUCAUUUUGCUUUUCUGUCUUAUUACGAUGUUUAUUCGGUUCAGAUUGUCGGAUUAGCUUCGGUUCAGUACAAGUUCAAUCAAUAAUUUUGGUGAUGUCAACGUUAAAGAUCCGAAUGCAUGAGUAUUCUGGAUAGUUCAAUAUAGUUAUAUUUGUAGGCUUGUAUAUUUUGCUGGUUUAUGCUAUUAACAUAAAUGUUGUAAGUUUGUUUACAU
This is a messenger RNA of Medicago truncatula (barrel medic), 1475 nucleotides long. Its product is annotated as transcription factor bHLH25. Gene Ontology annotation, molecular function: protein dimerization activity. The record is from RefSeq and is a predicted model, not a curated record. The coding region runs from base 96 to 977 and encodes 293 amino acids. The transcript is spliced from 4 exons. NCBI's taxonomy places the organism in Eukaryota, Viridiplantae, Streptophyta, Magnoliopsida, Fabales, Fabaceae.